Molecule: messenger RNA, 2436 nt
Organism: Durusdinium trenchii
Lineage: Eukaryota; Dinophyceae; Suessiales; Symbiodiniaceae
Source: the annotation of a GenBank genome assembly
AUGACUGCGGGAAGCACUGUCAGUUCUGCAUCAGUAGAGGAUGGCCGUGCAGGCUUUGGGCCGCCGAUGACGGGCCUGGUGCCGCUCUUCACGAUGUUGGGUUUUUUGACCCUGGCGGCCUGGAACUUCUACUUGACCGCCGUGGGCUUCUUUGCCUUGUGGUUUCCCGGGUACCAGUGGGCCUUCGUCGCCUCCAUGACCUACCAGGCGAUGAAUGUGCUGGGGACCUCGACGAUGGUGAAGGUGGGACAGAAGGUGCCCUUCCGCGCGGCCUACCUCACGUCCUUGACCAUCCAGAUGGUGAUGAUUCUAAUGAUGCCCAUGUUGGCCUUCUGGUCCCCCAAGGAGGUUCAUGGCGAGGAGGUCAUCCCCUCGACCUGGGGCUUUGCGGCGGCUCUUUGUUGCUGCGCCGUGUUGGGCUUGGCGGAAAGUUGCUUCACGAGUUUGAUUUGUGGCCUCGCGGGCUCCAUGGGAGACCCGAAGCUCAUGGGGGCCAUCAUGACUGGACAAGGAAUUGUUGGAGUGGUCUGCCCGGUGCUCAUGCUGUCCUUGAAGUUCCUCUCGGGUGAUCCCAUGCAGUGGAAGUACCAGGUGGUCUUUGGAUUCUUCGGCUUCUGCGCUGCCAUGCAAGUGCUUGGCUUGUUCGUGGUGCGCUACGUCCCCACUUCACAUCAGGACCAUCGCUUGGCGGAAGCCACCAUGGUGGAUGUGGUCCGCUCCUUCACCUCGACGGCCUCCGCGAGAUCGAUCGACUCGGCACGGCUCCUCCGGACAGAGAGGAACCUGUCGGCCGUGCUCCAGGACGUGUGGCCGCAGCUGGUGAACAUCUGCAUGAUCUUCGUGGUGACCUUUGUCGUCUUCCCGGGCGUGGCGGCCUCCUGGGCGCCGCAGCUGGAGUUCUUUACCAGCAAAGGUCGUUUGGGCCAGGACUGGUACACCACGUUGGUGGUGGGCAUUUUUCAAAUCUUCGACGUCGUGGGGCGAUCGACUCCCAAGGCCCUUGAAAAGAUCGGGAUCUCGGCUUCGCGACUCUUCAUUCCCGUGUGGCUGCGCUGUCUCUUCAUCCCUGCGUUCAUGCUGCUGCAGAGGUACCCAGGCUCUCUGCCAGCCCCCUGGCAGGACUACCUCGCUUUCGCCACGAUGGCACUCUUUGCUGCCUCCAAUGGCUGGUGCAGCACACUGUCAAUGAUCUACGGGCCUCAGCAGGUGCAGCAUCCGGAUGAGCAGCAUCGGGCAGGAGUGAUCAUGGAGCUGGGCCUUAUUCUUGGCAUUUUUGCAGGCUCGGUUCUGGCGCUGUUGACGCAACUGGGCAAGUUUGGAGCAUGGCUGUUGAAGCUGGCGCCUCAGCGGGCUUGGUGGAAGGGCUUCCACCACACCGGAGCUCUACUGAGGCGCCUGGCGCCACGACCGGUCUAUUUCCUCUUGCCGGGAGCUGUGGCCAAGGCGGGUUCCGAUGACGGUGUGGUCUGUUCCGAUGUGGUCAUUUCUUUUCGGAUGACGGCCAUUUUCGCUGAGUUGAAGCCACAGCGCGGCCCGCCCACGGCGCUGAACGCGGCGACGUGUGCCUGGCCUCUCUACAUCGAACUGUGCAGCGAUGUGGUCCUCUUGGACUCGGAGCGAUGGCAGAAGUCCCCCUGGGCCCGGCCCGGACGGUGGAGUCGGCAUCGAACGGAGCGGAAGGUCCCCGGUCCUAUCCCCCUUUUUCGGCCCCAAUGGAACGGACGUGCCAACCUUCGGACGGUGCUGCGAGGAACAGGGAAGCUGGUCAAGCGCUGAUGUGACAGGGCAGAAGCUCGCUUUGCCCACUGGUUCUGAACACUGAACGUCAAACUCCCGGCACUGACAUGUCUAAGAGAGAUGCGCAACAUUGCGCAACGGUGUUCGGACGUUUUCUCCCAAUAUGUACGAUACCGUACUUUUGGACUAUAAGGUCGCACGUCAUGGUGGACAUUCAUUAUGGAUGCCAUGGACUUGAAGUACUCGUGAAUCUGAAGAUUCCUUCAUUUCGGGAAUCCAGCUGGACCAGCUGGCGCACUUCUUUCAGCUUGUAAAGUCUGUUGGCCUCCCCCAAAAGGACUUCCCUGAUCUGAGGAAGUCCUCAUCUUCAUACACUGUGUUUGUUUGUAUCUUCAUUUGUUUGCCGCUGAACAGAUGCCCUGAUGCCCCCCUACGCUGGUUGGAAGGAGUCCUCACCCUUGUGCUAUCACAGACACGUUUCUUCAACGGAUUUUUGUCACACACGUUGUUCUCCAAGUGGAGAAUUCCAAACCUGCCAGACCUCAGAGAAGAUAGAGAAGUCUUUUGCCAGUUGAUCAGAACUGAGUCGGGGCGGGACACACCCCCGCCGUUCUUUGGAGAGUCCAGAUGCCCUCUGGCAGACCCGGAUGGAUGCUCUCUUGGCUGUGUGGGCAAAGACUCCCAUCUAUGUGCUACCCG